Molecule: messenger RNA, 2489 nt
Organism: Xiphophorus hellerii (green swordtail)
Lineage: Eukaryota; Metazoa; Chordata; Actinopteri; Cyprinodontiformes; Poeciliidae
Product: GTPase IMAP family member 7-like
Exons: 2
Coding region: 205-1212 (335 amino acids)
Molecular function (GO): GTP binding
Source: RefSeq, a predicted model, not a curated record
CUCUGUACUGGAGCCAAGUCACAAGGAAAAUUAAUGUGGAGCAUUUUUAAACUGAGAGAGAGACACACCCAGUACCUGACUGAAAGGAAAUGGGACCAAAAGUGAAAGUAAAAUGUGGAACAGCUUUAAGUUUAGAGAGACACUCAGUACCUACGAACCCAACAACUGAUUACAAGAUCUCCACGCUAUCAGCUCCUCUUCAUCAUGGCGGGAUCAAGUCAAACAAAGAUAGUCCUGCUGGGAAAAACUGGCAGUGGGAAGAGCGGCCUUGGAAACACCAUACUGGGAGAAGAUCUGUUUAAGGAAAACAUGUCUCCAAACUCUGAGACAGAUGAAUGCCAAGUUGAAUCUAAAGAUGUCAACGGAGCUCGUGUCAAAGUCAUCGACACGCCCGGCUUCUUUGGAAACAAUACGGAUGAAGAGAAGGUGAAGACUGAAAUUCUAAAGUGUAUCGAAAUGGCCGCGCCUGAGAUUCACGCGUUUCUCAUUGUGCUGAAUGUGGGACGGUACGCAGACCAGGAGAAGGAGGUCAUCAAUAAAAUAAAGGAAUGUUUCUCAGAUGAGGCUCUGAAACACGCUGUGGUCGUGUUCACGCAUGGCGAUCAGCUGAGAGAAGGGCAGAAGAUUGAGGAUUUUAUUAGAGAGAAUCGUGAUCUGAGAAAGCUGGUGGAGAAGUGUGGAAGCAGGUGCCACGUUGUGGAUAAUAAAUACUGGAAAGAGCAGCAGGACGGCUACAGGAGCAACAGGUUUCAGGUGGACCAGCUUCUCAACACGAUAGAGAUAAUGAAAAGCGAGCAGGGCGGCUACACCAGCAACUUACUGCAAGAGGUGGGGAAAGUGAAAAAGAUGAUAAAAGACAAGCUACGCAGCUUCGCCACUCACUCACUUCAAGUGGUGAGGAAAGUGAAAGAAGCAAUGCCCUGGGGGCAGAUUUUGAAGGUAUCAAUUGGAGCUACAGUAGGAAUGGUGCUGGGAGCAUUUCUUGGUGCUUUUAUAUGCAAACCACAUCCAUAUAUUGGUGCAGGUGGUGGGGUAGUGGCCGGUGGCGCAGUUGGGGCAGCUGUAGCUUACAACAGUGAAACAAUAAUGGACGCUGUUGUAAAUAUAACUAAAAUAUUUUUCCAGGUCGGAGGCAAAACGCUGAGCAUAUCAUGCUAUGUAAACGAUCCAAACAGUAGUGGACUGAAGGAGCUAAUGUUGAUGCCUGAAUAAAGUAAAGGAAUUAAAUUACAAGGGCAAGAUGCUCAGACUACAUGAAGACUGAUGAUGUACAUUUUUGUCCUUAAUGGUUCUGCAACAGAACGUGGAACCAUAAAGGACACUGUUUUGAAACUCAUCAGUUUUCAAAAAUAAUUGCUCCUGGUUCCUUAAAAUGUCAGAUUUGUGUGUUUGUGUAGCCUAAAUGACGGAAAACCUUUUCCGGAUAAUACACCUAAAAUCAUCUCCAUCUGGACGGGGACUUAGUUUGUCGAAUGUUUUAGAUCAGGGGUCUCGAACUCCAAUCCUUGAGGGCCAGUGUCCUACAAGUUUUAGAUGUGCCUCUGCUGCACCACACCUGAAUAGAAUAAUUAGGUCAUUAAGGCUCUGGGGAACUGAUCUACACAAGGAGGAGGUCAUUAAGCCAUUUCAUUCCAGUGUUUUGUACCUGUGGCAUCUAAAAACUGCAGGACUGCGGCCCUCGAGGACUGGAGUUUGAGACCCCUGGCUUAGAUGUUUGUCUUCAUGGAGGGUUAAAAUUGAGGAGGGAGUAAAAGCAUCAAAGCAAACAAACUAUAAAGCCUCUGAUAAAUCUGCCAUCAGCAACUGUGGAAGUGGUUGAUAAUGUUUGUAAAAUGUUAUUUAAACAGCAGGAGAGAAGAUUAGUUAUGUAAAUAAUACAACAAAAUGAUGAUGGAUACAGAAGGUUUGGGGGGAAACAUUGUUCUUCACAUUAAUUUUUACAUCUUUAAAAAAAACUGUCUGAAUUGCAGCUUCACAUCAGGUACUAUAAUAUACUAUUCUAUAUUACAUGAAAGUAGAAAUAAAUCUAAAUAGUUUUUCAUUUACAAAAUGUAGAAAACUGAUAUGUUCUGGGAAACUAUUUGUGCUAAUGGCUGUUUUUUGAACCACAUUUUGGACCAACAUUGUUGAUUCAAACCUUAAUAACCUUUUCAUAGCAUAACAGUUACUGUUUCCUGUAAUUAUAUUCUUAUUGCAUUGUUUAGUUUGUUGUUUUUCUGAAUGCAAAAUUGAAAUUGCCAGUUAACUUGAGCUUUUCAUGUUAGCCCAACUUAUUUCUUUAUAACUGUAAAACAGAAUUGUUUAUGUAAAAAAAAGAAAUGUAUUUGCAAAAAAAACCCUCUUUUCUGAUUUCUUACAUUAAUCAUAACUUGUGAAUGUAUGUUGAAAAAUUAAGAUUUAAGUAAUUCUUUUUUUUCCUUUACAAAUAUUUCAAUUAUUGUCAAUGUUACUGUCUUUUUUUCAAACCAAUAAAACUUGAUUGAUCUGAA